Molecule: messenger RNA, 204 nt
Organism: Dibothriocephalus latus
Lineage: Eukaryota; Metazoa; Platyhelminthes; Cestoda; Diphyllobothriidea; Diphyllobothriidae
Source: the annotation of a GenBank genome assembly
AUGUCCUGUCUUCUCGUUUCAGCUAACCUGCGGGAGACCUCAAGAGAGGUCAAAGUCGAGACGAGCAAGAAACUCACCUCAGGCUUCGAGGAACAGUCAGCUGCUAAUGGUCUACUAACCUGGUUCCACAUUAUGCUGGGAAUCGCCAUUUUCGUCUGCAUGACCCUCCUCUUCGUCUUCCUCGCAAUCAUCCUUCAUCGGUGA